AGUUGCCAAGCUGUUUGCAUUGAAGGUGAAGGAAGGUUUGAUGUGUGCAUAUCGCUAAAAGGGACUCGGAUUGUUGAAGUCUCGCGUAUUUUCAAAAUCUCUUGCUUUCUUUGCCAGCUGGUAUCAAAAAGAUCAAACGCAUAAUAUUCUUGAACAAAAGAUGUCGUCACCUAGCGCUGGAAAGCGACGAAUGGAUACUGAUGUUAUUAAACUUAUAGAGAGUAAACAUGAGGUAACUAUAUUGGGAGGCCUCAAUGAAUUUUGUGUUAAAUUUUAUGGCCCAAAAGGAACACCAUAUGAAGGUGGUGUAUGGAAAGUGAGAGUAGAUUUACCUGAAAAGUAUCCAUUCAAGUCUCCAUCAAUUGGAUUCAUGAACAAAAUAUACCAUCCUAAUAUUGACGAAGUAUCUGGCACCGUUUGCCUCGAUGUCAUCAACCAAGCAUGGACUGCAUUAUACGAUUUAUCCAAUAUUUUCGAGUCUUUCCUUCCUCAGUUGUUGACAUAUCCUAAUCCUAUUGACCCAUUAAAUGGAGAUGCAGCUGCCAUGUAUUUACAUAAACCAGAAGACUAUAAAAAGAAAGUACAAGAAUAUGUAAAAAAAUAUGCCACAGAAGAAGCCCUGCGAGAACAGGAGGAAGAUCAAUCUAGUAGUGAGAGCUCUAUGAGUGAUUUCUCCGAUGAUGAAACACAAGAUAUGGAACUAUAACGAAGUUAGAAUUGGGGUAGGGGA
Messenger RNA from Argiope bruennichi, 730 nucleotides. It is a transcript of the gene UbcE2H, whose product is annotated as ubiquitin-conjugating enzyme E2 H. Bases 161 to 706 code for a protein of 181 amino acids. The transcript is spliced from 7 exons. Gene Ontology annotation, molecular function: ubiquitin conjugating enzyme activity. Gene Ontology annotation, cellular component: nucleus. The record is from RefSeq and is a predicted model, not a curated record. Lineage: Eukaryota; Metazoa; Arthropoda; Arachnida; Araneae; Araneidae. Gene Ontology annotation, biological process: ubiquitin-dependent protein catabolic process; protein polyubiquitination.